Cyphellophora attinorum is the source of this 1350-nucleotide messenger RNA. RefSeq names its product Mitochondrial distribution and morphology protein 12. The record is from RefSeq and is a predicted model, not a curated record. Gene Ontology annotation, biological process: phospholipid transport; mitochondrion organization. NCBI's taxonomy places the organism in Eukaryota, Fungi, Ascomycota, Eurotiomycetes, Chaetothyriales, Cyphellophoraceae. Bases 1 to 1350 code for a protein of 449 amino acids. Gene Ontology annotation, cellular component: ERMES complex. Gene Ontology annotation, molecular function: lipid binding. The transcript has a single exon.
AUGGGUGCCACAACCCGAACGCAAGAUCGUGUUCUGCUUCAUCGUUCAGAAGACCAGUUUCCCAUCAAGGACUGCAGCUUUUGGACGUUGGUUCCGAAGCACGCGUUCAUGUCGGUAGACAUUAAUUGGGACACCAUCACUGGUGGUUCUGAUGGAGAAGCCCUUGCACUCAAAAUUCGCGAUUUCGUCCACGACAAGUUUCAGCAAAUCGUGCUACCUCGCUUCAUCAAAUCAGUCAACGUCCACGAGUUCCACUUUGGAUCGACAUGUCCAGAGAUAGAGAUCAAGGACAUCAGCGACCCACUGCCGGACUUCUAUGAGGAUGAUGGUGACAGCAGUGACGAUGAGAAAGAUGCUACAGCGGAAGGAGGCGCGAGGCUAUCAACCAUGAGUAACUUACCCAGCCUGGACACUGCGCGCGCCAACACUGCAUCUUACGUCGAGGCACAAGACCGUCACAACAACCGUUCUCAUCCCGAUAACCCAUUUGCUGAGAUGGCUCGUGCUGGCACUCCCGGCAUACCUGGCGGCACAUCUAACUUCAACUAUUUCCACAUGCCAAUCAGCGGCCUUUCGGGAGCACAGACGCCUCUGGCAGCGGUAGCCAGUGGCACGCCAUUCACGCCCGUCGGAUGGCCCAUCGAUAGAUCUCAGUCACCAGUGCUUAAUCUGCCGCCAGGAAAGAGAGCGCAGCAGCAGUCCAGCCAUGCUCAUGAGCACAACGACCCAUCCACGCGACCGUCGACAGCAAACACGUUGCUGACCCAUGUCGAAUACCCACCAGACAACUCUUCAGCGUUCUACGGCAGUCCCCAGAAAGUCGCUGAUGAUCCCUCAUAUGACGCAAGCUCUCCGAUAGGGACACCGGGUAUGCACAACGUCCAGCCGACCGACUUGCAAGUCGUGGCCCGGGUGAAGUACUCUGGAGACGUUAGUCUCAUGCUCACGGCCGAAAUUCUUCUCGACUACCCAAUGCCCAGCUUUGUCGGUAUUCCGCUCAAGCUAUCGAUUACAGGAAUGACCUUCGACGGGGUUGCUAUCAUCGCCUACAUCAAGAAGCGGAUGCAUUUCUGCUUUCUUGACCCGGAAGAUGCAGACACAUUGGUCGGUGACCAUGUCAUGCAGGACGAGCCAUCACAAGAUGGUGCUAACCGAGCCAAGCCGAAGAGUUCGCUUCUCGAUCUGGGUCUGCUGAAGGACAUCCAGAUCGAGAGCGAAAUUGGCCGUCAGGAAAGCGGCAAGCAAGUUCUCAAAAAUGUUGGCAAGGUGGAAAGAUUCGUUCUUGAGCAGAUUCGAAAGAUCUUCGAAGAGGAGUUUGUCUUUCCAAGCUUCUGGACUUUUCUCGUCUGA